Messenger RNA from Phragmites australis (common reed), 2049 nucleotides. Its product is annotated as pyruvate kinase isozyme A, chloroplastic-like. The record is from RefSeq and is a predicted model, not a curated record. The transcript has 6 exons. Gene Ontology annotation, cellular component: chloroplast stroma; cytoplasm. Gene Ontology annotation, biological process: glycolytic process. NCBI's taxonomy places the organism in Eukaryota, Viridiplantae, Streptophyta, Magnoliopsida, Poales, Poaceae. Gene Ontology annotation, molecular function: potassium ion binding; magnesium ion binding; pyruvate kinase activity. The coding region runs from base 146 to 1864 and encodes 572 amino acids.
UGUCCGCGCGGCUACAUCCGCAGGGUCAGACCCCCAGGGAGCCAUACCGCCAUAGCAGCCGUCGCGGACUCGCAGCCGCGGGCGACAUUACCAAAGCCAGAGCCACACCGCCGCCUCCUCCUCCUCGCCCUGCCUCGCCGCCGCCAUGGCCACCGCCGCGCGCUCCAUCCACCUCCUGACCCCGCCUAAGCCCUCUAAACCCUCCUCCUACCACCUCCCUGUCUCCUCCCACUUCCGCCCCCGCCCCCGCCGCCGCGGCCCCCGCCUCGCCGCCGCUUCCUCCGACCUCACUGCCUUCCCCGACCCGCCCCCUACCCCGAACGGCGUCUACGUGCCGUUCGCGGCAGGCUCUACCGCGGCGUCCAUCGACGUGGACGCCGCCACGGAGGCGGAGCUGCGGGAGAACGGGUUCCGGAGCACGCGCCGCACCAAGCUGGUCUGCACCGUGGGGCCCGCCACCUGCGGCGCCGCAGAGCUUGAGGCGCUCGCCGUCGGCGGCAUGAACGUCGCGCGGGUCAACAUGUGCCACGGCGACCGCGAGUGGCACCGCGGGGUCAUCCGCGCUGUGCGGAAGCUCAACGACGAGAAGGGGUUCGCCGUCGCGGUCAUGAUGGACACCGAGGGGAGCGAGAUCCACAUGGGCGACCUCGGCGGCGCACCGUCCGCCAAGGCUGAGGAUGGAGAAGUUUGGAUAUUUAGCGUUAGAUCUUCUGACACGUCGCUGCCAGAUAAAAUCAUUCAUGUGAACUAUGAUGGCUUUGCUGAAGAUGUGAAAGUUGGCGAUGAACUUUUUGUGGAUGGUGGAAUGGCUAGGUUUGAGGUCACUGAAAAGUUAGGGCCAGAUGUGAAGUGCCGUUGCACGGAUCCUGGUUUGUUGCUGCCACGGGCUAAUCUUACUAUUUGGCGCGAUGGCAGUGUAGUGCGAGAGAGAAAUGCUAUGCUUCCUACAAUUUCAUCAAAGGAUUGGCUUGACAUAGAUUUUGGAAUCUCUGAAGGUGUAGAUUUCAUUGCUGUCUCAUUUGUCAAGUCUGCAGAAGUAAUUAAUCAUCUGAAGAGCUACAUUGCUGCGCGGAGCCGUGGAAGUGAUAUAUGGGUCAUCUCAAAGAUUGAGAGCAUUGAUGCUUUAAAGAACUUGGAGGAGAUCAUCCGUGCAUCAGAUGGAGUAAUGGUAGCCAGAGGGGACUUAGGAGCACAAAUCCCCCUGGAACAGGUCCCUUCCAUCCAGCAGAGAAUAGUUAAAAUGUGCAGACAGCUCAACAAGCCAGUUAUUGUUGCUUCUCAGCUUCUGGAAUCAAUGAUCGAGUAUCCUACACCCACUAGGGCUGAGGUUGCUGAUGUUUCUGAAGCAGUCCGCCAGCGUGCAGAUGCUCUCAUGCUUUCUGGUGAGUCAGCCAUGGGGAGGUAUCCCGAGAAGGCUCUCAGUGUCCUUAGGAGUGUUAGCCUAAGGAUUGAAAGGUGGUGGAGAGAGGAGAAGCGCCACGAGGCGCUGGAGCUUCUAGAUGUCUCGUCUUCCUUCUCUGAUAAGAUAUCAGAGGAAAUAUGCAAUUCUGCAGCUAAAAUGGCCAACAACUUGGGAGUCGACGCUGUUUUCGUCUAUACGAAGGAUGGUCACAUGGCCUCCCUGCUCUCGCGAUGCCGCCCCGACUGCCCAAUCUUCGCGUUUACACCCUCGACAUCCGUCAGGAGACGUCUGAACCUCCAGUGGGGCCUCAUCCCGUUCCGGCUCAGCGACUCCGACGACAUGGAGAGCAACCUGAACCGCACCUUCUCCCUGCUCAAGGCCAGGGGCAUGGUGCAGUCCGGCGACCUGGUGAUCGCCCUCUCGGACAUGCUGCAGUCCAUCCAAGUGAUGAAUGUGCCCUAGGAAUAGGAUCCCCAUACCCAGCUGUUUCAUAUAUUAUUAUUGUUCUCACCAAUUUGAACCUGAGCUGUAUUGUAGCAUGGAAGACAAACUUUUUGCGAGUUAUGUAUCUCAUGACCUUACACUGGAUUACGGCAAUAAUUUGUAGCAUGUUUCUGCCUCUGGUGGAGACUGGAGAGCUUGUUGAA